CUUGUUGGUGAUGGAGCGUCCGGAGCGCUCUCAGGACCUCUCUCACUUAAUCACAGCGUGGAGGUUCCUGCCGGAGGAGAUGGCGUGGGGGCUGUUCCGCCAGGUGCUGAAGGCCGUGCGGCACUGCAGCAGCUGCGGCAUCCUGCACCGGGACAUCAAGCCCCAGAACAUCGUCCUCGACCUGACCACCGGCGAGGCGAAGCUCAUUGACUUUGGAUGUGGCACGUUCCUUCAGGACACGGCCUACACCCAGCUUGCAGGAACACCGUUGUACAGCCCACCAGAGUGGAUCUGGCUCAAAAGCUACCACGGCAAGGCAGCAACAAUCUGGUCCCUGGGCAUCCUGCUCUACCAGAUGGUCUGCGGGCAGCACCCUUUCUGGAAAGGCAGGAGCACCAUCUGGGGCCAGCUCCCGUUCCCACGACGGGUCUCUCGAGGGUGCCAGCACCUUAUCACGUGCUGUUUGUCCACCCUCCCCUCGGACAGGCCAUUGUUGGAAGACCUAUUCUGCCAUCCUUGGGUGCAGGGUGUUCAGCUGCCCUAGGAGACGGGAGAGAUCCACGUGCUCCGUUUGAUCCAGGGGCCUGACAGCUGGGGCCCUCAGCAGAACGCUGACAGCCUGGUCUCGCCCACAGGGAAGGAGAAGGGGCCUCUGGAGAAGCUGUGCCAGGUGGGCCUGCUGCUGGAGACAUGAAGGACGGCACCAAGGACAUCAAGCUCUUGGUUGACCGGGACGCUGGCGAGCUGAAGAUGAUGGCCUUUGAUUGUGGCCCCUUCCUCCAAGCUGUG
Molecule: messenger RNA, 789 nt
Organism: Empidonax traillii (willow flycatcher)
Lineage: Eukaryota; Metazoa; Chordata; Aves; Passeriformes; Tyrannidae
Product: serine/threonine-protein kinase pim-1-like
Exons: 4
Coding region: 11-544 (177 amino acids)
Biological process (GO): protein autophosphorylation
Cellular component (GO): cytoplasm
Molecular function (GO): ATP binding; protein serine/threonine kinase activity
Source: RefSeq, a predicted model, not a curated record